This is a messenger RNA of Racocetra persica, 2363 nucleotides long. NCBI's taxonomy places the organism in Eukaryota, Fungi, Glomeromycota, Glomeromycetes, Diversisporales, Gigasporaceae. The record is from the annotation of a GenBank genome assembly.
GUUUAUCUAGUAAUAAAAAGUUAAAACACUUAGUUUGUGAUAAUAAUCCUAUUAGGAAAUUAGAGGUAAAACAUUUAAAGCAGUUAGAGGGUUUGUAUUGUUUUAGGUGUGUUUUGGGUGAACUUGAUUGUGGAGGUUUAAAACAUUUAAAAGAGUUGUAUUGUGCUAAUAAUUAUCUUCCUAAUCCAGAAGACUAUGCUUUUCUUGAAACUGAUGAAGAAAAAAAGAAAAAAGUAUUUGAAGCGGCUACUAAAAGAGCAGAAGAGUUGGUUGGGAUUGAUGAGAUACUUGAUAAUAUGGAACAAGAACUUGAAAAGGAGUUAAAUGUUAAAAGAGAAGAAAUAAAAGAGUUAUCCAAGCAAAAUGUUUCAGGAAAGUCUAAAAAAGGUAAAGCAUUAAAGGAAAAAAGAAAAUUGCUUUUAAAGGAGAUUAAAUUAGCUGAGGAAAAGUUAAAAAGGAAAGAGGAAGAAUUGAUUGAAGAAGUAGAAGUACUAGCCAGAAUUGAAAUUGGAAAAAUGGUUUCUAUGGGAAGAAUACUAGGUCUAGAUACUUGCGAAAAUUUAGUGGAGUUAGACUGUGCGGAGAAUUUUAUUAAAGAACUAAAUAUUAGUGGUUUAAAAAAAAUAAAACAAGUUUCUUGUAAGCAAAAUGAUUUGAAAAUUAUUAAUGCUAAGUUAUUAAUGGUAGAUAACCAAGAUUAUCCUCCAUUUGAACAAUUCCUAAUCCAAAAAAGGGAAAAACGAAUCAAAGAAAUAUUAGAUAAUCCAGAUAACUAUUCCCUUGAAGAUUUGCUAAAACUAGAAAGGAGAGAUUUGGAAGAAGUAUCAAAAGAAUUAAAAGAAAAACUGAUUGAACUAAUGAGAAAAAAACAAGAAAAGGAAUUCGUUGAUGAGUUAAAAAAGAAAUUUGGUAAAGGCUAUUGUUUUUCAACAGACAAAGAAGAAAAUCCAAAUAAAAAAGAUGUUCCUCCUUUGGAAAAAGAUAAUUCGCCAAGUGAAGAAGAAACCCCUCUUAAUACCCCUUCAGAUGAUGAAGAAGAAAUACCACAGGAUGAUAAAAAAACCAUUCUUGAUUUACAAGAACAAAUUAAGCAGUUAAAGGCAAAGAUUAAAGAGUUGGAAGUAAAUAACAAUGAAAAUACCCCCCAAAAAAUAGAAGAAAUUAGACAGGAAAUCCUUAAUUCUGAUCUUAGUGAAGAACAAAAAAGAGAAUUAGAGAAAAUGCUGGAAGAUAUUAGUAAAACUGAGAUUCAUAAAAACAAAUCUGAUAAUAAGUUCCCUGUUGGUAAUAAUGAGUUAGAAGAAGUAGAAAUAAUUAAUUGCCCUCAAUUACAAAAUAUAAUUGUUUCUCAUAAUCAAAAAUUAGAACAAGAAGAAAAGACUUUUACUUAUGUUGAAAAAAAAGCAGAUGGAACCAAAGAAACUAAAACUGGAAAGAUGAAAGCAAGUAAAGAAGUGGAACCUACUUUGAAAAAGUUGAAUAUUAAAGAUUGCCCUGAAGUAAGAGAACUUUACUGCUCUGAUAAUGGUCUUACUGAUAUAGAUAUUAGCCAAUUAAAUAAUUUAAAAGUUUUGGCUUUUGAUAAUAAUAAAUUUUCUUCUGCUAGACAGCAAGAAUUGGAAGAUUUAGGUUUAGAUAAAGAAAAUCCUACUGGUAAUCCUAUUAAAGUGUUAAAUAAUGAUGAUUUUAUUAAUAAUAAUGAAAUAGAAGAAAUUGACAUCUCUAAUGAAGCAGUUGAUAAUUGUAAAUUGGAAGAAUUAGUUAUUGAAGACUGCCCUAAUUUAAAACAUUUAUCUUUUAGGUUUAAUAAAAUUGAGGAGAUUGAUUUAAGUGGUUUAGAUAAGUUAGAGGGAUUAUAUUGCUCUGAUAAUUUUUUAGAUGAAUUAGAUCUCUCUAACAACCUAAAAUUGAAACAUUUAGUUUGCGACAACAACCCGAUUAAGGAAUUAAAAGUAAGACACCUCAAAGAUUUAGAGAGUUUAUAUUGUUUUAGGUGUAAAGAUGUGUGGGAAUUGGAUUGCGGGGGUUUAGAGAAAUUGAAAGAGUUGUAUUGUGCUAACAAUACUGAUCUUGGCUUUAACGACUUUGUAGAUUUGAAUAUUGAUGGCUGCAUUUCCUUAGAAGUUUUAGAUUGUGCUGAAAAUAGCUUUGAGGAACUGGUUAUUGCUGAUAAACCAAAACUCACUUUUGUUUCUUGCAAAGAGAACGAACUUGAAAAUUUAACCAUUACCAACUGCCCCAACUUAGUUUUUUUAGAUUUUUCAAUGCAGCGAACUGAUGAUGAUUUUUCCGCUAAGCUAAACACCGAUGUAAAUUCUCUCCAAAAAGUCUUUCAUGAUAAGGGCGACAUAACACCCGAUUGA